AUAGAUAGAUAGAUAGAUAGAAUUUGAGUUGUUUUUUAUGCUUCCAAACAAUCGGUUUGUUAUACUGCCUGGAGGAGGAGGAUUUCAUGUCAUGUGUCUUCAUCCCAUCUCAUGUUAGCUAACCAACUUAGUUAGCAAAAAUGUAGUGAAACGCUGCGCUAUUUAUUUAUUUUUCCAUUCAUCAUGGCGAGUUUACACAUAGCGCUAGUGUUCGUCAUCUGUAUGGUCGUGCACAGAAGCUGUGAAGCCCUUCUGUGCAACUGCACCACUGCAGAGUGUGUGAGGACGAGCGGCUUCUGGUGUGAGACAGACGGAGCCUGCGUGGCCUCCACGUCCCUCAUCGACGGUAAAGAGCAUCAUCUUCGCGCUUGCAUCAGCAGAGACAGACUUGAACCUCCCGGACAGCCCUUCUAUUGUAAAAGUGCCGAGGGCCUGGUCAACAUUUACUGCUGCUACAUUGACUACUGCAACAGCAUUGAGCUCAAAGUGCCAUCUGCGACCGCCCAGCCAGGUUCCGACGAAGCUUUCCCGCCAGGUGGGACGUGGGGGCUGCUGGAACUGGUGGCUGUGACUGCAGGGCCGCUACUCCUGCUUUGUCUUCUGCUGCUGCUCGGUGUGCUCGUGUAUCAGCACCAGCGGAGGACCUGCGGCCAUAGACAGAGGCUGCAGGUGGAAGACCCCUCCUGCGACCACCUCUUCAUGCCCAAUGACAGGAGCCCGCAUGACUUCGUUUACGAUCUGUCGACAUCUGGUUCCGGCUCAGGCCUGCCUCUGUUUGUCCAAAGGACCGUCGCUAGAACAAUUGUCCUCCAAGAGGUCAUCGGAAAGGGGCGCUUUGGCGAGGUGUGGCGAGGGCGUUGGCGUGGCGGCGACGUGGCGGUGAAAAUCUUCUCCUCCAGAGAAGAGCGCUCUUGGUUCCGUGAGGCUGAAAUCUAUCAGACCAUCAUGAUACGACACGAGAACAUCCUGGGCUUCAUUGCAGCUGACAACAAAGACAAUGGCACAUGGACUCAGCUGUGGUUGGUGUCCGACUACCACGAGUACGGUUCCCUGUUCGACUACCUCAACCGCUACUCCGUCACAGCUGAUGGGAUGAUCAAACUGGCGUUGACUGCUGCCAGCGGCCUGGCACAUCUGCAUAUGGAAAUACUUGGAACGCAAGGUAAGCCGGGCAUCGCCCAUCGUGACCUGAAGUCUAAAAACAUCCUCGUGAAGAAGAACGGCACCUGUGCCAUCGCCGAUCUCGGUCUAGCCGUCCGGCACGACUCCGUCACAGAUACUAUCGACAUUGCUCCCAACCAAAGAGUGGGAACCAAGAGGUACAUGGCUCCAGAGGUGCUGGACGAGACAAUCAACACGAGACACUUUGAGUCGUUCAAAUGUGCUGACAUCUACGCUUUGGGACUGGUCUACUGGGAGAUUGCGCGUCGCUGCAACAGUGGAGGUAUCCAUGAAGAAUAUCAGCUGCCAUACUACGACCUGGUGCCCUCAGACCCUUCAGUUGAAGAUAUGAAAAAGGUGGUGUGUGACCAAAAGAUUCGACCUAACAUCUCCAACUGGUGGCAGAGCCACGAGGCUUUGCGGGUUAUGGGCAAAAUAAUGAGGGAGUGUUGGUAUGCCAACGGCGCUGCCCGCUUGACUUCCCUGCGCAUCAAAAAAACCUUGUCCCUGCUUACUGUCAAAGAGGACAUUAAAGUCUGAUCUGAAAUCAGUCAAACAUUAAGAAAGAGCUCAUGGAUGUGUCACAUCCACAAGUUAGCCUUCCUCAGACGCACUUUGAAAAUGUGACACUGUUAAUGACGACUGCAAAGGUUUUGUGAGUGUUUUAAGGCACUCGCCUACCCAGACAGGUCUGGUUCCCUUUUUGCUCAUCCAGAGACUGUCCCUGCACUUGUAAGCAAUCGAUGACACCGAAUGUAUUCAGGUUUUUUUUUUUUAAAUGCUUUGAAGGUGUUGGCAAGUUUUGCUGAGAAGCAUGUGAUUCCACAGUGGCUGUAAAUGCAACCAGGUAACAUCCUUCAGGUCUUUGGACAUUGUUUCUCACAUAGUAGAUAUUGUAGUCAGACAUGCACCCAAAUGCAAGGAUCGCAUCAAUUUUGUUUUAAAUUUCAUCUCAUAGGAUACUCUUAGUUCUAACCUGUUGACUAUAUAGUACAGAGGUGAGAAAGCACUUUCUAAUCGAAAGUCCUCCGAGGCACAUAUUAAAAAAAAAAAAGGACAAAAAUGGCCCCACAUGUUCCCCACCGCGGUAAUAAUAAUUUUUUUGUGCAUAUUUAUGUGGAAUACUACUUUAAAAGACUCCAAAUCUCAGAAAUAUUUUGGAGAACAGGCACACUUUUGCUGUAAUGUUUAUUUCUAUUUGUCUGCUUAUUGAACAACCCCCAAAAAGGCCUCAUGUGCGUUACUACUGAGCUUGCUGCUUGGCUUACCUGUAACAAACAGACCACUGUACACAAACUGUCAAUGUAUCUGUUUUUGUCAUAAGCACUGUAAAAGCUUGUCAAGUUAUACAUUUGGAUGUUAAAAGCGAUAAUGAAAGACGA
This is a messenger RNA of Syngnathus acus (greater pipefish), 2543 nucleotides long. Its product is annotated as activin receptor type-1B-like. NCBI's taxonomy places the organism in Eukaryota, Metazoa, Chordata, Actinopteri, Syngnathiformes, Syngnathidae. Gene Ontology annotation, molecular function: activin binding; activin receptor activity, type I; ATP binding. The transcript has 9 exons. Bases 184 to 1701 code for a protein of 505 amino acids. Gene Ontology annotation, biological process: nervous system development; protein phosphorylation; cellular response to growth factor stimulus. Gene Ontology annotation, cellular component: plasma membrane; activin receptor complex. The record is from RefSeq and is a predicted model, not a curated record.